AUGCAGGGCGGGAGAUAUCGUUCGGUAGAACAUUACGCUUUCGAAAAACUUUUGAACGCACUCAAGAUCGACGAAAAAAUUAUCGAAAAAAUCCAGACUACAGUACUGCCUAUUCAUGUUGGCCUCGUUGCUUGUCGUGUCUUGAAAAUGCUUCAAGUAAGUUCGAAGAAAUCAUUUUUGUCUUAAUAAAUAAAAAAGUUGUUUACCUAAUUUAUUCUCAGAUCGAUAAAGAGCUUAUUCUCGAAAAAACAUCAAAAAUGGAUAGAUGGCGACAGUCUGCAAUGAAGCACAAAAUCGUUCAUAAUGAAUAUCUUCAACAACUUUUAUUGAGUACGGGAGAUGCUUUGCUCAUCGACUGCGCAGGUGCACAAAAAAAACUUGCUUAUGAAGGUUUUUUUUUCUCAGAAGGGGAUCGCAUGUGGACUUGUCGGUCAACAGAAGUGGAACUCCAGCGUUUGUUAACGAAACCUUACGUUAGUCCCGAAAAGAUCGUUGAAUGGAUGAGUGCUGAGACGGUUCGUGAAUUGAGAGUUUUUUCAAUGUUGAAUCACUGCAGGAAAAAAUUCCCAAACCUUUGAAACACUUGCAAGGGAACAAAACUGGGUUGCUUCUCAUGGAAUUACGCGGUAAAUUGGCAACUGCAACACAAAGCCGGAUUCCUCUUGUAAGUGUACGAUAACCGCUCCCCGUUAUUUUUGUAAAAUAGAUUUCUCCAAUCAACACUAGCGCUAUGACUUCUAUCAUAACACACAAUGUGAUCUGUUUCACCGCCGAGUCUGUUUGGCAUCCUUUGUAUCCCGCCGAGAUCCGACCAGCACCUGAUCAGCCUCUCAUGCCUUCUCCAGCUCAUUUUGUUGCUCAACAAGCCGUCAGGUUUGGCGAUUUUCCGUUUAUAACGUUGAUCCGACCUUCCCAGAUAUCUUGGAAUGAACAAAGAGGACACGGAUUACAUUCUCAGCACGAACUCUUCCUUGGAGUGCUGGUACCGAUUGCAUGAGAUGAUUGAAUCCAAAGGACGAGGUUUGGAGCGAGAACAAAGUUGGUGGAUGGAGAAACGACAGAAGGUUUAUUCGAAAAAUGUAUUAUAAUAUAUUUUUUUCUCUAUUAGGCCAUCAAAGAUUCGUUACAACUACUGUUGGAACAGCAUCCACCACUUCUCAGAGCGUUGAUCGAUACUGGUGACUCAAUGUUGGUAAGUAUUUUAGCUUUCUUUAUUUUGCGGAUUUUUCAUUAUUUCUUCUAUAAAAUGAACUGGUUGGGUCAUACGAGUUUGAAAAAAAUAUUUCUCACGGUAACUUCGACUAUUGUAUUAUUGGUUUUUAUAGGUGUUUGAAAGUAAAGUUUAAUUGAAAAACCUUCAUUCGUUUUUUUCUAACUUUUUUUAUCAGCAAACUUUGUGCCGUCUGUUUGUUAGUCAGAACAUUUUUUUAAUUAUUUCGUUUUAUUUUUUUAUUUUCCUUUUGUUCAAAAGUUUUUUUCUUUUUCCGAAAGUUUAUCGAAUUUUUUUACAAAAAAAUAUUCAAAGUUUCAUUUCAAUUCAAAUCUAUCAUCCAUCUCUAUUUUUUUCGUUUAAAAAAACAAAUUCAUGCGUUUCCUUUUUGAUAAAAUUAUAUAGUUUGGAAAAUAGUUUUUAAAAAAAAUUUUCUUUUCUACUUGCUCCAAGUUAAUACUCGAGGUCAAACUUUUUGGAGGAUUAAUCAAUUUUUUGCUAUUGAUAUUAUUGGAUAGUGUUUUUAAAAUGUUUUUCUUGAAUUUCUGGUUCAUUGGUUGUAUGCGAUGCUGGUCUUAUCUAUGUUUUGACUGGUUCAUCUAGGUUACUUAUUUAUAUUGAGCUCUGUUUGUUCUGACAAAUGAAACGUUUUGGGGAAAAUCGCAAGAUUUUUCUCAUCUCAGUGUAUUCAAACUUUUGUUGUGUUCACUUUUGCUUUUUAUUUGAAUUCAUGAACGAUUUGAAACCGACUUUUACUUAUUACUUCAAACUUGUACUAUUUCAGAAGUUUCAAUAACUCUUUUCAGGUUUAUUGCUCGCGAUUUUCCUCCAUAGAAGCAGAGUUAUCUAUUGGAAUGAGGGAAAACGAUUUGCGUUCGUGGAUGUGGGCCGUCGAAGUCUCAAGCAAGCAGGUUUAUAAUUUAAUAUCCGGAGUAGUCAUCAAUUCGAAGUUAUUUCAGCUUUUGGAGCUGUGCUCAAGGCCAAUGGCUUUCCGUCCAGCUUUUCUUGGAGGAAAUCGCUUGGGUCUGAUUCUCAUGGAACUCCGUAGAGAAUUUUUGCUUCGCGGUGUUUUCCCGCAAAGUUUGCCCGAACUCCCUCUAAGUAACCUUAGUGCAAGUUCCAAUUACCCCAAUUUGUUUCGUUUAAGGUAAUGAAGCCGUUCUGGGGACAGAUUCACCAACGGAGAACAUGGUGGUCACUGAGCCUUUUGACGUCUUGUUACCUGAUAAUUAUACGGCGACUUGGAUAAGUAUGUAAUCUGAAUUUUUUCUUCCAGAAUACGUGGAAUCUAUCAAUCAACUAGGAAGUUUUUAGACCCAUUAUUUUUGCUGGCAAAGUCUAGUAACAACCCUGAGUUGAUCUCUAUGUGCACAAAAGUGAAGCUCGCGCCAAGGCUUGUCACGGUAGAUGACGAAAAAAUAACGGACAUCGUACAAAGUCUUGUUUACGAGGGAAAGGUCAGAACCCAUCUGUUUUUUUUUAAAUUUGGAAUUCAUCUAGGUUGAUGAAGAGCUUUUGAAUGAGGUGGCACUGGAAGAUCUACGAGCUGUAUUCGUAAAAUACUGCACUCGAUUACGUCUACGAAAAGAAGAACUCGAAGCCCAGCACGCUAAUAUGCAAAUGCUUGCUUCUGAAGUUGGCCAAACAUUCGGAAUAUAUAAUAUUCAUCUGGUCAGGUACACCGAUUACAAUCAAUUCGUCGCGGUCUGGAGGAAACUCAGCGAAGAGAAAACGGAACGAGUCACAAUUCCAUUGGGCCGACAACGUCGCGUAUAGCCGCUGGAAGAGACAAUGAACGAUUCGAUUACAACGAUUUGCAAGAAAACUUUGAUGCGCCUCCGCUGCGACCAAAACCACGCGAGAGAGGAGAAUACAAGAUUCCGAACCGGAAGAGAGCAGCAAGUCCCAUACGCGACGACAAAAAGAAAGACAGGAAAGAGGUAUCUUUUUUAAAAAUUCGUUUUUUACAUACGGUCACAGUUAUCACGGAAUUGUGUUUGAAUUUGCGUUUUUUCGGUUUUAUCAAGUUUUUGAAAUUUGAACAGGAGCCAAAAAACGAAUGGAGCUUUUUCUUGUGAAAGAUUUUUUUAUAGGUUUUGUAAGACGUUGUAUGCGGCUUAAAAAUUUGUGAAUGAGACAUUAUGCCGUGUUCAGUUUGAUUCCGCGCGAAAUACCCGUUAGAGAAAGGAAAAGAUCACUAGAUUUUGGAGAGUCAGAGAUCAUUUUGCAUUUCGCGGAAUCAAAUUGAACACGGCAUUAUAUUAACAAAUCUCUUUGAUUAAAUUGAAUAAUUUUCAGCCAACAAAGCCUCCUGCUCCUCUCAGAGUUCGGAGCCCACCAAAGAAAAGAGAACCGUCACCUCCGAAAAUUAUUGAGGAGAAAAAGCCGCCAAAGGCUAAGCGACCUCCGGUCGAAGAGCUUUCAGAUGGAGAAAUUCUAUCAACAGAUGAGGAGGACGAAAAUUAG
Caenorhabditis auriculariae is the source of this 3676-nucleotide messenger RNA. NCBI's taxonomy places the organism in Eukaryota, Metazoa, Nematoda, Chromadorea, Rhabditida, Rhabditidae. The record is from the annotation of a GenBank genome assembly.